This is a messenger RNA of Apiotrichum porosum, 11184 nucleotides long. RefSeq lists its product as uncharacterized. NCBI's taxonomy places the organism in Eukaryota, Fungi, Basidiomycota, Tremellomycetes, Trichosporonales, Trichosporonaceae. The transcript has 4 exons. The coding region runs from base 1 to 11184 and encodes 3727 amino acids. Gene Ontology annotation, molecular function: transcription coregulator activity; protein binding. The record is from RefSeq and is a predicted model, not a curated record. Gene Ontology annotation, cellular component: SAGA complex; nucleus; NuA4 histone acetyltransferase complex. Gene Ontology annotation, biological process: regulation of DNA-templated transcription; DNA repair.
AUGGCCGCGCCGUCCACCAACCGUUCAGGUCGGCCACGCAAGGCAUCCACUGCAACAGCACCCAUGCCAGCAAUCGAAACACCCGUCCCCUCUGGACCGUCUACUGCUGGCAUCGCACCCACCGCCGUCACAGCCAUGACUACGACCGGCCCGAUGACAGUCGCAGAGUGCGAGGCGCUCGCCGCCCAGCUCACCGACACGAGCACGCCGAUGCGCCGUCGUAUGGAGAUUGCCAGCGAGCUGCGUGACUCUGCAGAGUCCAACCGCGACUAUGCCUUUUACGACAAGUACCUGGGCGUCUUCAUCCCUGCGCUCGUCCAGAUCCUGGGCGAGGAGAAGCACAUUGUGUUCGUCAAGGACAACUCGGAACAGCGGUUCCGCCACACCCUCCUCGCCUACCUCCAGCGUCUCCCCCACAACGAACCGUUCCGCCAGUACGAGGCCAAGGUCAUGGAGCUUAUGGUCAAGCUCCUCAAGGUCGAGAACGAGGACAAUGCGCUCCUGUGCAUCAAGAUUAUGAUCGACGGCUUCCGUAGCCACAAGGACCAGGCCGAGCCAUUUGUCGAGCCGUUCCUCGAGCUCGUCAAGCAGAUGUAUGGCAACCUCAAGGGUGUCGUGGAAAAGGAGUUUGGCUCGCCAGGCGGCAAGCAACCAUCCACCAACCCGUCCACCCCAGCGAGUGACGGCCAGCCGGCACCACCACAGGCAUCGUCGUCCUCACACACACAACUCUCGCACGCCUUGCACUCUCCCAAGACGUACAAGUCGGUCAUGGGCCCCGCCAUGCUUGACCUGUCGCCGCUUGUGAUGGAGAGCAUCAAGAUCCAGCCCGAGCCCCAGCGCAUUGCACACCACGAGGCCAAGGAGCGCGGCGAGAUUUUCGUUGGCGUGGCACCAGGCAUCAGCAACCGGGAGAUGUACACCGAGCUCAUCAAGACGCAGGUCAAGACCAUGGCGUUCUUGGCCUAUGUCCUUCGUGGGUCGUCCCAGGCCAACGUCAAGGACUACCUCGAAGUCUUCCCCGAGGCGUGUAUCCGACUCUUGCGCGACUGCCCCCCCGAGGACGUCAGUACCCGCAAGGAACUCCUCGUCGCCACCCGUCACAUCCUCACUGCCGAUUCGCGGUCCUCGUUCAUUCCUUACAUUGACACGCUGCUCGAGGAGCGCGUGCUUGUGGGCACGGGUGUGUCGAGUCGCGAGCUGCUGCGACCCCUCGCGUCGUCCGUCGUGGCCGACCUCAUCCACCACGUCCGCAACGAGCUUCCCAUCGCCCAGCUGAACCGCGUCGUGUACGUCUUUUCGUGCAACCUCAACGAUGCCACCUUCUCGAGCUCCAUCCAGACCAUGUGCGCCAAGCUGCUCAACACGAUCGUCGACUCGAUUGCCAACAAGGGCGACGCCGAGCAGUCUGCUCGCCUCAUGAAGAGCAUGUUCAUCUCUUCGUUGGAAAAGCUCCAGGCCAUGACCGAGGCGUACGACAAGCUCAAGGCGCUCUCUGUCCGCGACAAGGGCAAGGGCAAGGCCAAGGAGGAAGUGACUGCCACUCCUGCCGCGGCCGCUGCUGCUGUGGGAACGGAUGUCACAAUGGAGGAUGCUACCGAGGACACGACCGCUGCGGACCGUCUCGCCUACGGCUGGCGUGAGAUUGAACAGGCCAUGCCCGUCAACCAGGUCGCCUACGCCAACGAGUCGCUCGAGACAUUCUGUCGCGAAGCCAAGUACCUCUUCAAGACGCUCCUGCACACGUUCCGCACACUCCUCACGUACACGCGCCAGGGAGACAACCCUGUCCCGGCACCGGACGGCGAGCUGUUGUCGAGGUUCUUUGAGCACUCGUUGCGCGCCAUUGCCAUCUUUGACGCCAACCGCGAUCCGCGCGAGCCCAAGGAGGCGAUUGAGCUUCUCUCCCAGAUCCUCCUCCUCUUUGACCCCCACGCGUUCCGGGAGGUGUGGACGACGCACAUGGAUUUCUUUGUCGAGAACGCCCUCACCAACGUGCACGUCUUCUCGGUGCUCCAGAUCCUCAUUACGCACGAGUCGGUUUCGCACCAGCUCGUCGCUAUUACGCUCAAGCACCUGAUGGCCCACCUCGACGAAGUGGGAAGCUACUCGCCCAAAAAGGCCAGUCUCACUCUGCGUCUGUUCAAGAUUUCCUUCUUGGCGAUCAACACGUACAUUACGACCAACGAGGUGGUGCUUGUCCCUCACCUGCAGAAGCUCAUCAUGCGCUCGUUCUCGCUCGCACCCAAGGCCAACGACCCCACAGUCUACUACCAGAUCCUGCGUGCCCUCUUCCGCUCCAUUGGUGGUGGUCGCUUCGAUCAGCUGUACAAGGAGGUCCUCCCCAUUCUCCAGGAGAUGCUCGACAACCUCUCCUACCUCCUCCAGCACGCCAUCGAUCCGGUCCAGCGCGACCUGUUUGUCGAGCUCACCCUCACUGUGCCCGUCCGUCUCACAAACCUCCUCCCUCACCUGAGCUACUUGAUGAAGCCCCUGGUCCAUGCUCUCCAAGCCGGACCAGAACUCAUCAGCCAAGGUCUGCGCACGCUCGAGCUGUGCAUCGACAACCUCACCGCCGACUUUUUGGACCCCACAAUGUCUCCCGUGUUUCGCGAGCUCAUGGGCGCACUGCACAAGCUCCUCAAGCCCGUGCCCGCCAACCGCAGCCACUCGCAUGCUGCGGUCAAGAUUCUCGGAAAGCUCGGUGGCCGCAACCGUCGUUUCAACGAGGUCGAGAACCUCCUGGAAUACAAGCCCAAGCCGAACGACCUCACCGCUCCCAUCUCGUUUGAGGGCAAGGUGUCGCGCUUUGAGCUGUCCCCGCUCGUGUCUGCUGCCGAGAUGGCCGUCAGCCAAAAGCUCGAUGCGUGCCAGGAGGACAGUCUCGAGGUGCUCAUGCUCUCGGCCUUGACGGUCUUGCACGAGGACCGCAAGGACACCGAGGCGACACCCGUGUUCCGCACAACGAUGAAGGCGCUCUUCCAGGCAUGCCACCGGCCGCUGCUGUCCGAAAAGGCGCUCAAGUUUGUGCGCGAUUUCUGCAGGCGCGUGUUCCUCGCCGAGCUCAUGCGUACCGAGGACAAGAACGACAAGCUCCUGCCCGACGUCAACCACAGGCCGCGUGCCCUCCCUCUGACGCUUGCCAUUACGGACGCCGUCGUCAACUGCCUUGCUGACGCAAACGGUGCCGAGCGCGACCAGCACGCCGAGACCCUGGGCAGCAUCAUCGCCGACUUUAAGGAGGUCGCCAUGAAGCCCGAGUACGCAUCCAACAAGGACACGUCGCGCAACAUUGACCGUUUCGUCCUCACCUUUGUGCGCAGGUUCACCAACCUGUGCCAGGACGAAGACUGGAACCGCAAGAUGGCCGGUGUCACCGCUAUGAACGUGUUUGUGCGCGGGUCCGAGUUGAGCCGCAAGUACAUUAUCGACCUGGAAAUCGAGUUUAUCCGCGUCCUCAUGUUUGCCCUGCGCGACGCACCGCGCGAUCCUCCCAACCAGGUGCAAGGCAUCAUCGACCUGAUCCAGCACCUGAUCCGCACGUGUCAGUCGCAAGAGGACGGCAAGCAGCGCCAACCGCGUCUGACCGAGUUGCUCGUUCGCGAACUCAACUCGCAGACCAAGCUCGCGCGCGAGGCUGCCCAGUCGUCGCUCAAGCUCCUGGGCGAGGUGACCGACCAGCCCGUCUCCAACGUGUGCGGGUCCAUUGCCCGCGCGGUCCUGCUCGACACGAACGCCGGCCCCAUCUUCUCCAAGCCCCUCCGUGCCCUGUCGUCGUUUGCCAUGCAGGUCGGCAACAUUGACUGCGUCACCUACCUCAUGGACCUGCGCCCCGCCGUGCCCGAGAUCAACGACGAGUUUAUCCGUCUUGUCCAGGAAGUGCUUGCGCUUGCCGACGUCGACGACGCGAGCCUCAUCCCCAACAAGCGCGGUGAGCCGCCCAGCCACAAGCAGAGCUACUGGCUCAAGGCCCUGCGUAUCGCCUGUCUCCGCAUGCUCCGGUCGACCAUGAACAACAAGGAGUUUAACGAGACGACAGCGCUUGCGCCGAUCCGUCAGCGCAUCAUUACAGUCUACUUCAAGCACGUCUACUCGACGUCGCCCGAGAUUGUCGAUGUCGCGCACGAGGGUCUCCGCGACGUCAUCCAGCAGCAGAACAAGCUGCCAAAGGAGGUCCUCCAGUCGGGGCUGCGUCCCAUCUUGGUCAACUUGGCAGACGCCAAGCGCCUCAGCGUUCCUGGUCUCGAGGGCCUGGCGCGCUUCCUCGAGCUGCUCACCAACUACUUCAAGGUUGAGAUUGGUGUCAAACUCCUGGACCACUUUGACACGCUCGCGGACGUGGCCAUGCUCGCCAAGGCUGCCGCUGGACCCCUGGAUGACAACCCGGAUAUUUCGCGCAUGACUCGUCUGGUCAACAUUUUCCGUCUCCUCCCCGCCACUGCCGUCCAGUACCUCAAGCAGCUGACCACUCAAGUUGUCAACGUCGAGGCGCAGCUGCACCAGAGCGCUCCGGGCCCGUUCACCGAGAACAUUGCCCGUUACCUCGAUCGGUACCACACUGAAGGCGCGACCAACUUGCUGGAUAACAUUCGCAACCAGCGUGUUGUCUGGACGUACCGCAACAUUAUUGCGUCGGGCAAGGCCCCGCAGCUGGUCAACGAGCUGUCAGAGCGUGCAGAGGCCAUUUGCACCCUCACGUUUGCCAACCCGGAGCAGUUCGACCUCGUCCUCCCCGGUCUGUACAUUAUCCGCGAGCUGUCGCGCACGUCGCCGACGUGGCUGUCGGACCGCGAGCCCGUCCUCGAGGCGCUGGUCAACGUGUGGCGCUCCAUCGUCACCCGCUCGCGCGAUCCCAAGCAGGACAUGACCAACGUGCACUACCAGACCAUGCCCCCGCUCAUCCUCGAGAUGCUCAUGAACGCCCUGGAGCAAAAGGAACACAUUGCGCUCCUCUUCCACGUCGUCGAGGCGUACGAGAUUCGCAGCAGUUUCGACCGCUCCCACGUCGCCUUCUUCCUCUACCAGCGCGUCGCGCUGCAGGAGUCGGUCGAGUACCGCCGCGAGGCGCUCGACUAUUUCAUGAACCUCUACGAGGACGACGUGGUGCCAUGGGCGUUUAAGAGCAACGCGCUCCGCCUGGUGGUCAACCCGACUCUGCGUGUCUACUUUGGCGCUACCGGCGACGCGGCGUCGUCAACUCCCACCGCGCCGACCGAGGAGACGGACAAGGAGCCCAAGGACGACUUGAUCACGCCCGCGCUGGUCACCAAGAUUGCCGACCGCAUGUGGCGUCCCCUGCAGUCGCCUACAAUUGCUCGUCAGCGUGACGACACGCUCCUGAUUGAGAUCUUUGCGCUCACGACACUGCUCGUCAAGCAUGCCGACAAGAAGAUUGCCGACCAGCGUAAAGAGGUCUUUAGGUUGUCGUGGCUCGGCAUCAACCUCCUCGAGCCCACCGUCAAGCUCAUGGCUUACGUCCUCGCCGCGUCGUUCAUGGCCAAGUUUGAGACGCCCGUCAAGUUUGUGCGUCUCACGUGGACUGGUCUUCUGCGUCUGAAGGAGAACGAGUCCAAGGCGCUCUUCCGUCAGGCCAUCGAUACCUUGGCGUCGUGUGUCCUCGUCCGCGACCCGCCGACUGGCAGCGGUAUCCCCGACUGGGCGCAAAAGGUCAAGACGGUUCUCGUCGAGGAGGGUCACGCCACGAGCACGCUCGUUGUUGUCUGCGAGCUUCUCGUCAACCACCCGGACCUCUUCUACGACUACCGCGACCUCUAUGUGCCGCACAUUGCCAUGUCGCUCCAGAAGCUUGGUUUCGUUGCCGCCGCCACCGCCGACAUGAAGCGCCUGACUGUCGAUGUUAUCGAGCUCAUCUUCCGCUGGGAGCGCAAGCGUAUCGCCUCGCGCGACGAGGCACAUCGCGACGACGCCACAGACGCCAUGGACGUGGACGAGAAGGACGGCUCGGUUGCGUCGCCCGCAAAGCGCCAGCGUCUGGAUCGUGCCGGUACGGCCGUGUCGAGCGCCAGCAGCGGUGGCUGGGUCACACCCGCUGCCACCCGUGAACUCAUCACGGCCCACCUGCUGCGCAUUGUCGCGUCGUCCAACGAGCCUGUCUCGCGCGGCGGUCUCACCAAGCGUGCGCUCGACCUGUUCAAGGAGAUUCUGGGCCCGAAGGGCCUGCCCAACGUGUCGGUCAAGCUCGGCUUCUUCAACCGCACAAUGUCCCAGGACAUCAACGAGAACACUAUUGGGACAGUCGCCAACUCGACCGAGGUCAUCGCCGUCGUUGCCGAGUACCGCGACCAGCCGUGGAUCCGCGGCAAGCUCGAGGUGUUCCGCAAGCUCCUCGAAAAGGUGUGGGUGUUUGACGACGCUACGCUGCACGAGACCAUCCGUCCCCUCACCGAGCGCAUGUUCGCCGAGCUCCCCGACGAGGAAGUCGCCGACUCGGAAGAGGACUCUCAAAAGCUCCUCAAGUACGUGUCCACCACUGUCAACAAUGGUCUCCAGGCCAGCCUGCGUUCCAGCGCCGAGCUUCCCGGUACCAUCUUCCUCCUCAAGUGCUGGCUCAAGGUUCAGCCCAAGCAGCUGCACAAUGAGGGUCUCGCUUCGGGCGUUCUCCGUGUCCUGUCCAACCUCGUCAAGGUCCACACCACCAACAACGGCCCUGACCCGAGCUACCGUCUCAUCAUCUCGAUCCUCGACGUGCUCCGCGACCGUGUGGCCGACCUGCGCGACCACCGCCGUUACCUCGUCAACAUUCUCGGUGCGCUCAUUGACAAGUCGACCAACCUCACGCUCUGCCGCUACCUGCUCGACAUGGUGCGCCAGUGGGUCACCAAGGAUGUCGACGGCCCCAUUGUUGUCAAGGACAAGGCCCACCUGCUGUUGCGCAUGGCCUCGUUUGAGACCCGCGAUGACGCGCUGUUCAAGCAGUACCUCGACCUCAUUUACGAGGUGUACGAGCUGCCCGUGCUCUCGGGUACGGACAUUACGCACCGUCUCGAGCCCGCGUUCCUCCUUGGUACCCGCAGCAAGGACCCGGCUCAGCGCACAAAGUUCCUCGACAAGCUCGAGCAGACUCUCCCGCACGCGCUGGACGUUCGUCUCGAGUACCUCUACUCGCUCCAGAACUGGGAGACGCUCGCGGAUAGCUACUGGAUGCCGCAGAUGCUGUCGCUGCUCCUCGGCGCGGCUGACCAGCGCGACGAGAUCUUCCACAAUGCCCUGUCGGCCAUCACGCCCGGCGAUGACCCGCUCGUGGCUCGGAACUGGCGUCUUGGCGAUGUGGUCCAGUAUGUCCGCCACCUGGCACACCUCGACCCUGUCCUCUGCCACCAGCUCUGGGUCACAAUCUUCCCCAAGGUGUGGGGUGCGCUUUCGCGCCCCCAGCAGGCCGCGUUCACCCCGUACAUUGCCAAGCUCCUGUGCAAGGACUACCACCACAAGCAGGCCGAGCUCAAGCCCAACGUCAUCCAGACCCACCUCGAGGGCAUCGUCUACUGCAAGCCGCCCGUCACCGUCCCACCCCUGCUCAUCAAAUACCUCGCCAAGACGUAUAAUGCGUGGUACGCCGGCUUUGAGAUCCUCACCACUCUGGCCGACACGUACAAGGGCACCGACAACCUGCGCGAUAGCUGCUCGGCAGCUCUGGGCGAGCUGUACGCCGACCUGAACGAGGACGACAUGUUCUACGGCAACGCCCGGACCCGCUACGUCUACCCUGAGACCACUGCCGCGCUCAUCCUCGAGCAAAACGGCAAGUGGCCCCAGGCGAUGGAGAUGUACGAGCAGACCAUGCUCAAGGCCCGUCACGCCGCGCUCCCCUUCACCGAGGAUGAGUUCUGUCUGUGGGAGGACCACUGGAUCCUUGCAGCCCAAAAGCUCCAACACUGGGAGUCGCUCACUGAGCUGGCCCGCGCAGACAACAACCCCGACUUGUUGCUCGAGUGUGCGUGGCGCCUGUCAGACUGGGGCUCGCCGGACCGCGAGAUGAUCGAGAGCAACCUCAAGGCUGUGUCUGGUGUCCCGACACCGCGUCGCAAGAUCUUUGAGGCGUUUACGGCCCUCAUCAAGGCCCACGGAUCGCGUGAGCCGCCAAACGACUUUAUGCGUAUCGUCGACGAGGCCCAGCAGGUUGCCAUCCGCAAGUGGACCACGCUCCCAACGUCAACCACUGGCGCCCACAUCCCGCUCCUGUGCCUGUUCCAGCAGGUGGUCGAGCUCAGUGAGGCGGCCCAAGUGUUUGACAGUCUGCAGAUGACCACGGCCCAGACGCUCGAGGCCCGUGUCAACAGCGAGCUCAAGGGUAUCUUCCAGACCUGGCGCGACCGUUUGCCCAACUUCUGGGACGACAUCAGCGUCUGGUCAGACCUGCUUGCUUGGCGUCAGCACGUCUUCCAGGCCGUGACACGCGUCUAUAUGCCCAUGGUUCCAGCCACCGAAGGUGUCACUCACGGCUACCGCGGUUACCACGAGACGGCUUGGAUGAUCAACCGUUUCGGCGAGGUCGCGCGUCGUCACGGUCUGCUCGAUGUCUGCAGCACUGCGCUCAACAAGAUUUACAUGCUGCCCAACAUUGAGAUUUCCGAGGCGUUCCUCAAGCUCCGUGAGCAGGCGCUCUGCUACUUCCAGAAGCCGGACAAGUUCAGCGAGGGACUCGACAACAUCUCCACGACCAACCUCAUGUAUUUCGCACAGCCUCAAAAGGCAGAGUUCCUCACGCUCAAGGGCAUGUUCAUCUCGCGCCUCGGCCAGGACUCGGACGCCAACGACGAGUUUGCCCAUGCCGUCCAGAUGGACUACAACUUGCCCAAGGCAUGGGCAGAGUGGGGCAAGUUCAACGAGAAGAUGUACCGCCAGCAGCCCGAGCAGCCGCCUGCCAACAGCAAGCCGGCGCCUGGACCGGGCGAAAAGGCCAUGACCGACGCCGAGUGGGCCGAGUCCUGGGCCCAGGACCGCGCCCUCCGCGCCUCGUCGGCCGUCUCGUGCUACCUCCAGGCUGCUGGUCUGUACAACUCGCACAAGUCUCGCGCUCUCCUGCUCCGCGUUCUUUGGCUCUUGGGUCUCGACGACAGCCGCAACACGAUCGCCAAGGCGUUUGAGGCGUACAAGGGCGACCUGGUCAUCUGGUACUGGAUCACCCUCAUCCCCCAGCUCCUGCUCUCGCUCUCGCAUCGCGAAGCCAGCAUUGCUCGCCACAUUCUCAUGCACAUCGCCAAGAGCUUCCCCCAGGCUCUGUUCUACUCGCUUCGUGUUACCCGUGAGGACUUUAGCAACGUCAAGAAGAGCCAGGUCCAGGCUGCCAACCGUGUCGCCAUGGCCCGCAAGGCUGCCGAGGCCAAGGCCGCCGCCGCCAACGCCGCUGCGAACCCUGGCGCAGCUGCCGCGACGCCGGCUGACGCUGCUGCUGCGGCCGAGGUCAAGCCCGAGGCCAAGGAGGAGAAGCCCGAUACUGCAGCUGCUGGUGCGGCGCUCCUCCCAGCCGCUGCAGCUGGUGCCCAGAACGGUGCUGCCAACGGUAGCAACGGCUCCAUGGCGCCUCCCCAGCCUCCCCAGCGCACGGGCCCUCGCCAGCCUUGGGAGUUUGUCGACGAUAUUAUCAACCACCUCAAGACGGGCGUCCCCCUUCUGGCGCUGUCAAUGGAAAAGAUGGUCGACCAGAUCGGUUACCGCGCCAAGCCGAGCUCCGAGGAGGACAUUUACCGCUUCUUCUCGGCGCUGCUCAACGACGCCAUGGCGCAGUGGAGCACCCGCGGCACGUUCCUCAACGACGACACCGACCUGGGCCAGAGCACAAAGGACAACCUCCGCCGCUUCUCGAUGAACCUCCACCCCGAGCUGCGUGCCGCUGUCGAAAACGACUUUAUCAACGACCAGCCCAAGAUGCGCGAGUACAUCAAGCGUCUCCAGUCGUGGCGCGACUUUUACGAAAAGGCCAUUGACGGCCGCGCGCGCUUCCAGCCCCUCGACAUGAACGGCAUCUCACUUACCGACUUCCACUAUGCCCGCUUUGAGGAAGUCGAGGUGCCCGGCCAGUACGUGCAGCACAUUGACCAGUCGGACGAGCUUGUGCGCAUCAACCGCUUCCACCCGCGCGUCGAGCUGUGCCGCGGCUUUGGCUUCUGUUUCCGCCGCAUCACCAUGGUCGGCCACAACGGCACUCCCUACACGUUCAACGUCCAGAUGCCCGCCGCACGUCACUGUCGCCGCGAGGAACGACUCGUCCAGCUGUUCCGUAUCAUGAACAGCGUGCUCAAGAAGCGCAAGGAGUCGCGCCGUCGCAACCUCCAGUUCCACCUCCCCACGGCCGUGGCCCUCGGCACCCAGCUGCGUCUCAUCCAAAACGACAGCAGCUAUGUGACGCUCCAGGAGAUUUACGACGACUAUGCCUUCUCGCACGGCAUGACCCACGAGGACACCAUUCUCGCAUUCUGCGACCGCCAACGCCAGCUGCAUGACCCGUCCAUCCCGCGUACAGAUGCGCGCUACAUCCAGCUUAAGAUGGAGAUUAUCGAGGAGAUCCAGGCCAAGAUGUUGCCCGAGAACGUUCUUACAAACUACAUGAUCAAGAACAUGGCCGACUCGGAGGCCCUCUGGCUCAUGCGCAAGCAGUUUGCCAUGCAGACCGCCGCCACAGCAUUCCUCACCUAUGUCUGCUGCCUCAACAACCGCGCACCUAGCCGCUUCCACAUCUCGCGCAAGACGGGCCAGAUGUACAUGACUGAGAUGCUGCCAUCCUUCACCCAGGGUGCCCCGCUGUUCCACUCGUCCGAGGCCGUGCCAUUCCGCCUCACGCCCAACAUGCAGCACUUCAUCACUCGCGUCGGCGUCGAGGGUGUCGUCACCGCGUCGGGCACCGCCAUCGCCCACAGCCUCACCAUGCCCGAGUUUGAUCUCCAGAGCACACUCCACCUGUUCAUCCGUGACGAGAUCCUCACGUGGCAGAACACAUACAACAAGGGUGGCGAGUCGCGGUCCGACGCACCGCUCACGGCACACGUGUACAAGAACGUCGACCAGUUUAUCAAGCGCGCUGAGCUCAUGGGAUACAUUGGCGAGCCAAAGGCCAACGAGCGCGUGGCCGGUGGGCCCUCGAUCAACCACUCCAUGGUUACCCUCAUCAGCCAGGCGACCGCGCCGGCCCUCUUGGCAGCUAUGCCUGAAACGUUCUUCUGCUUCUGA